Trichogramma pretiosum is the source of this 4390-nucleotide messenger RNA. RefSeq names its product transcription factor Ken (gene ken). NCBI's taxonomy places the organism in Eukaryota, Metazoa, Arthropoda, Insecta, Hymenoptera, Trichogrammatidae. Gene Ontology annotation, molecular function: DNA-binding transcription factor activity; protein binding; RNA polymerase II cis-regulatory region sequence-specific DNA binding. The coding region runs from base 2126 to 3892 and encodes 588 amino acids. Gene Ontology annotation, cellular component: nucleus. The record is from RefSeq and is a predicted model, not a curated record. The transcript is spliced from 7 exons. Gene Ontology annotation, biological process: regulation of transcription by RNA polymerase II.
CGAGACCGCGCGCAACUACACUACACACUACCGACAGCACACGGCACACCACGCCAAACCAACCACUCCUUCGUGGACUGCUUUUAAAUAUUAUCAUCAUACUUAUAUAUAUACCGCUGCACAAACGCAGCAUAUAUAUAUUCGUCGUGUGUGCAUGUACGUACGCGCGCCCCGUCGUCGUUCUUCGUAUAUGUACCUCGUACGCUUAUGCCUGAAGCUUCGAGGAUUGUGUUUUGACAGUGGCAGUGUUUAGCUGCUGCUGAUUUUUUAAAGCUCUCUCAGUCUGCUGCUACCACGAUCAUGUGCAUCGUGAGAUUCGACAGGCGCGCGAUCGUCGACACGUCCAUCUGUGAUUCGUUUUACGUGUGGAAAAGUGCAUAGAUAGAGCAAAAAAAUUUUUGCCAUAAAAUAAAAAUAAUACAAUCGUGUGCCUGUGUGCCAAAUAGUGCGUGCGUUAUCCGAAAAAAGGUGAUUGUUUUUCGUCCCAACAAAAAAAAAAAAAACGAAUAUAGACCGUGUGUGCCAUGGGGGAGCUUGCGUAACUUGCAUCGCGCGAGCCAUACCACCGACCUGUCAACAUUUUCGACUCCCCGAUCGCCCAGAGAUGUGCAGAUGAGAGAGGAGAGGAAAAUAACGAAGAGCGAAGGAAAAGAGAAACAGACGCAACGGAACGUGCACAAAUACUUUCGAUAGAGUUGCAUAUACACAGUUAUAUAUAAGUGCAGCGAGCGCGCGCGAGUUUAUAAUAAAGUAUAAGUAAGCGCCUGGCACUUUUACUCUUUCGCUCGCGCGCUUAUAGUCUCUGCUUGGUGUGUGUUGCUGUGCGCGCGAGUUUCGUAAAAGGUGGAUUACGAAAACUCUCCGCAAGAGUGUAUAUACACAAGUGUAGUACGUGAGUGUGUGUGUCUGUGUCUGUGUGCGCCCCGCGUGUUUGUGUCUGCUGCUGCUAUACGUUCUGUGUUUCUGCUGUGUGCAAGUGGCAGCAAGCGCAUAUAUACAUGCGGCAAGCAGCACACUAACACAGAUAUACAUAUAUAUGUAUAACAUCGGCGGAAAAAGUAGAUAUACACCGCCGCGCUGCCGGAGCCAACACACAACGCGAGAGAGAAAGAGAGAGAAGUGUGUAUAAGCAACAAGGCGCAAAAGAAGGCCCAGCGCAAAGCGAAAGGAUAAAGAGAAAGGAAUAGGCCUCUUUCUGCCGUUCCGUGGUGUUUCUUUCACGUCGAGUCCUUGAGCCGACUAUAUAUACACAUUUCUGUGGGGGCUUGUUUCUCUGCCUCUUUCUACGCUAUCUUUUUCUCUCUCUCUCUCUUUCUCUUUCUCUCUGUCUCUUUCGCAUAUUCAAGAGAGCAAGUUUGAUACGUACAGUAGUUGCGCGGUAUACACCACCCCACUCUCCUCCGGUCUCCAGUGCUUGCAAUACACAUUUCCAACGCGAUAGGCAGCAUGUGUGAAAAUUGACGGCUUCGAGCGAGGCUGGAAAAAGUGAGAAACAAACGAAAUCAUGAGGACCAGCUGACACACGCACAACUUACUUUGGGAGGAUUUUUCGUGUACCAGCUUGACACAGUGCCAAAUUGAUUUUUUUCAGUGUGAUUGUUCGACGCCCAUUGUUUUUCUUUUCUAUAUAUUUAUCGAAUAUAUAUUGAGAUAUUGUAACAUCGAUGUGCGCGAGUGAGACAAAUGUGCGGAAUACAGGGCCCUGAUUCGCAUAAACGAGUGUUCAAAGGACGGCGCGGUUGUUCUUUCGAAGUGCCUGGCCCCAACGACAAGACUUGGCCAAGAUAAAAGGAAAAUAAGAGCGACGCGCAGGAGAGAGAGAAAGAAAAAUAACAAAGUGAUCUUUUUUUUUUGGUUCGAAAGAAAGAAGUAAAAAAAAAAUUCUGAAACAAAAGCUCGGCUUUUCCACGAGGAAAAGUGCGUGACGAUUAUAUUUUGUGACGUGCGCAAAUACAUAAAUACACAAAGUGAGAGCGCCUGCGGAGCGAGCGUGCGAGCACGUGGUUAACACACACAGCACAUCGGCAGCAGCAGCAACAGCAACUGACAGGCUUAAGCAGACCGAUAGAGAUAAUCUCGUUGAAAAUAUCAAGACCACGAAGCACGUAGAAGCUCGAAUUUUAUAAUGAUAGAAUUCUCUGUAUCAUCCUUUAAGCCAAGUGGUUAUACGAAAAUUAAAAUGGCGAACUUCGGCGGCGAACUGACACUGACGUACAGCAAGCAUCCGGCGACGCUGGCCGAGGAGGUCGGCUCCUGGUUCACGGGCGAUCGACACGUCGACGUGACGCUGUCGUGCGACGACGGCCCGCCCCUGCGAGCCCACAGGGUCGUCCUGGCUGCGGCCAGUCCGCUGCUGGCCAAUGUCCUGCUCGAUCCGUCGAUCGAUCACGUCGUGCAUUUGGCCGGGGUGCGUCACAUCGAGCUGCGCUACAUGCUCGAGUUUUUAUACAACGGGGAGACGAUCAUACCCGCACACGAAUUACAUCCGCUAAAGGAACUUCUGGAAAUGUUACAAAUACGAUCGGAACAAUUCAAUACCGGUCUAGUGGACCAAUGUGAGUCGUCCAAGUCCGAAAAAGAGAGGGCGUCGCCGUCGGCGGAGAGCCGCGACGCCUCGAGUUACGAGUCACAAUACGACGAGAGGCACACGAGCGAUCCAGCCGAGUGCUGCUCAGUGGUGAUAAAGGCCGAGGACACGAACGAGGACGACAGCAACGAGGCCGACGACGACAUCGACGUGAACGUCGUCGACGUCGAGAACAACGACGCCAACGGCGAGGCCGACACGCGGUCGCGCUGCUCCGAGAACGCGUGUCAUGGCGGCGGCGGUGGCGGCAGCGAACGCGGCGGCAGCUGCGAGCCAAGAUCUCAGCGCAGGGACAGCUCGGAUCCCGUCAAUCUGAGCCUGAAUUCGGGCACGUCGAACGACAGCGGCCACCACGAGGUCAAGCACAAGGUCGAGUGCCACUACGACGACAACAAGAGGGACGUCGUCGUCGACUCGUCCAUCCGAGAGAGAGAACGAGCUCUCGCUGAGAAAUAUAGGAUAUCCUUCAAACAAGAAUUGGAACGACGCGAAUCUUACGAGCUCGAGGAGGAGCGCAGACGAGAAAUGGCCCUGAGGAUGGGACUGAGCAUAGAGCCGGGAAAACGAAAAACGGAGGACCUGGCUUCUGGACCCGAAAAAUACGUCGUCAAACCGCACAGAAAGCGACGUCCCGGUUUUUACAACGCACCGACGGGUAACACGGCCUUCGCCCCCUUCAAUCCGAGCUUCGAGGCAUCGCGACAACUGACGGCGCCGCAGCACUCGCACCCACCGAUCACGCCCACGCCGCCGUUCCUCGUAAGCUUCCAAAAACAUUUCUUUCCUUACGGUUAUGUGUACCCAAACGAAUUGCAGGUUCAAGAUCGUCACUCGUCGGAGUCGCCGGUUUCGUCGUGUCGUCGAGCCCCCUCGGAGGAGCCGAGCUCGGUCGAGCCAAUGGUGACGCCACCCUGGGCCGGCUGGGCAGUGCCCUCGGCCGCUCGCAUACCCUCGGUCGUUCAAGUUCCGACGCCCGAGGACUCGCCCCGGUCGACGCCGACGGUGCGCGAGUAUCGCUGCAGCUACUGCGGCAAACAGUUCGGCAUGUCGUGGAAUCUCAAGACCCACCUGCGCGUCCACACGGGCGAGAAGCCGUUCGCCUGUCGACUCUGCGUCGCCAUGUUCAAGCAGAAAGCUCAUCUACUUAAGCAUCUCUGUUCGGUGCAUCGGGGCAUCAUCACGCAGGACAACAUGUUCAACUGCUGCUUCUGCACGGCCUCGUUCGAGAGCCAGUCCGAGCUCAUCAGGCAUCUGUCGGGGCCGCACAAUACCCUGCUGCUGAGUAAAAAUCUGUCGGAGGCCUGACUAGGACAACCUCCGAUGGAGGCCGAGGCGACAACGACGACGUCGACUUCGAGCAGCUCCAAGAGGAGGAGAAAAAAGAAGCACCACACAGCACCACCGUCCAACUGCGACAAUCCAAGUGAUAUACCAUAAUUGUGACCAAGACAAUAGUAAUUAUUGUUAGUCUUUACGCUGAGCGCAAAAGACACACUAAUACUUGUACGGAAUCUAAUUUUACUUUAUUUUUUUCAAUUAAAAACCACACGCGCGAGCGUAAUAGAAAUUAAUUGUAAUAUUGUACCGACAGUAAUUUAAUAACAAAAACUAGAUUGCGGCGACGCACACGUUUCUAACCAAUCACGAUAUAACGUAAUAAGCUUUAUUCUUACUUUAUAAACUAACGAUCUUAGCUUUAUUAUUACUUCUGUAAGAAGAGAAAUUAUUCAUUUUUUUAUUUUUAUCUUGAAAAUUCUUUUGUACAUAGUGUUCGAUAGACAAAAAAAUGAGCAAAAUUGUGAA